Sphenostylis stenocarpa is the source of this 1218-nucleotide messenger RNA. NCBI's taxonomy places the organism in Eukaryota, Viridiplantae, Streptophyta, Magnoliopsida, Fabales, Fabaceae. The record is from the annotation of a GenBank genome assembly.
AUGCUCUCCUCCUGCUCCUGGCCUGACCUCAACCCAAACAAGCCCUUGUGGGACUCCAACCCCCCCAAUGACCUCUCCGACGAAACCACGCCGACCAACAACGACACUAGCAAUAAUAAUGUCGCUUUCCCCUACGACGAACCAUCCACCUUGGCCUCCAAGUUCCGCAACCACCAGAUCAGCGCCUCCAACACCAAAAACGCCGCCGCAGCUCUCAUGCUCCAACACCAACUCCUCAUGUCCAGAGACUCUCCCCUCCUUCACAUCCCGCUUUCCUUACCUCAAAACGACGUCGUUGACGCCUCCUCUUUCAAAUCCCCCAAUCCCGGUGGUGAGACUUCAGUCCAGGCUCUCUACAACGGCUUCGCCGGAUCUCUGCAUGGCGCAGGUCAAGCCUCGAACCAGACUCAACAUUUUCAACAUCCUCAGGGAAGUUCGAAUCCGAUGCAGGGGCAAAAUUUUGGUGGCGCAGGGAACCAAGCUCCGGCGAGUGGCGCGCCGGCUCAGCCGAGGCAGAGGGUUCGUGCAAGGAGAGGUCAAGCCACGGACCCACACAGCAUCGCUGAAAGGUUGAGAAGGGAGAGAAUCGCAGAGAGAAUGAAGGCCCUACAGGAACUUGUUCCCAAUGCCAACAAGACAGACAAGGCAUCCAUGCUAGAUGAGAUCAUCGAUUACGUGAAGUUCCUGCAGCUCCAAGUCAAGGUUCUGAGCAUGAGCAGAUUGGGCGGUGCAGCAGCUGUCGCACCCCUUGUUGCUGAUAUGUCAUCUGAGGGAGGCGGUGACUGCAUCCAAGCGAACUGCAACAGUAACGGCGGCGGGGCCCUCGGGCCGAACUCCAGCAGCAACAACAACCAAACGCCAGCGUCAACCUCAAAUGACAGCCUCACCAUGACGGAGCACCAGGUGGCGAAACUGAUGGAGGAGGACAUGGGUUCCGCCAUGCAGUACCUUCAAGGCAAGGGCCUUUGCCUCAUGCCCAUUUCCCUGGCCACUGCCAUCUCCACUGCCACGUGUCACACCAGGAACCCCUUGAUCAAUGCCGCCUCCGCCACCACCCAGGUUCCGACCGGCGCCGCCCCCGGCACCCACGCCAACCCCGCCGUGGCGACCAAUGGCGAGGGCCCUUCGUCUCCGAGCAUGUCCGUGCUGACCGUGCAGUCGGCCGUGGUUGGAAACGACGGCGCCGUCAAGGACGCUGCCUCCGUUUCGAAGCCGUGA